AUGGCUGAUUUCUCUGACGAAGACCAUCAUCAGUUCGCCUUCGAGUCCUCGCCAGAGAGUGAAUCAGAUGGUGACUCUGACGUGACCCUUCCCAUGCCUGCGCCGGCAGAGGCAGCAGCAGCAGUGGCGGCAGGGCCUCUUUCUGUGAACCCCGGGGUUGAUGUGGGCUUGCCAGAUUUGCUCAUUGAAGAACCGUUUUUCUGCCCGACGGAGUGGAAGAAGCUCAUGCGACAGGCAAAGGAAGACUUCGUGAAUCUCCGUCACAUGAACAAGUACCAAGACCAAGACGCCUUCUUUCGCCAAGGAUACUUUCGCUGGAUCAAGUCAAGAAUGCGAGAGCAUGACUGGGUGAUUAGUUCUGCAACUGUCUUCUUCAGCAUUCAACGAAGCCUUGACCAUGCAGAUGAUUCUGACGAAGAGUCUGCCCCAGCACCCUUUGAUGCAUUGUUGGUUGAACAGGCUCACUUUGUUUGCUCUGCAGCUAUUCACAAUGCAGGACUUCUACCAAAUGAGACCAACAACCGACUCGCCAGCUGGCUGUUGCAACACGGUAUUGCAAACAAGUUGGAUGAUGGCAGAAUGGUUUUGUCCCGUGAUGCAAUCAGCUAUGGAGUACGUGCUUCUUCAGCAGUACUGGAGAGAAGCCUUAGAUCUGCUGAGCUCAAAUCCAGUCUCGAGACUCAAUCUGAUCUCAGUCAAAGUGGCUGGAUUUUUGUGGAUUCUCUUCAAGAGGCUUCUGUGCGACAUCGGAAGUGCCUGCGGGAAAACCCAAAGUUUUACUUUACCUUAAUCACAAACUUUGCCGACAUGCUUGAGGAGCGUGAGCAAAGUGGAUACUUCCACCACAAACAGAGUGCCGAGUACUACAAAACUAUCGAGCUGGCCUUAGUUGUCCAUCCAGACAUGCUUGUCACAGUUCCGACCUACAAACCUGCUCGGUACUAUACACAGCUUCAAAAUUUUCUUCAAGACGAGCCAGGCGUGGAAGAUCCUCGUGAGUUCUUUGAAGGUGCAAAGCAAACGGCGAAAAGGAGGCGUCGCGCUACAUCAAAUCAAGUUCGAACUACACAGCGUUUGAGUGCUGCUGCAGCUGAGCCAUCUCAGCUUGUGGACUUACUGUCAGACUCAUCUGAGCUCUCUGACAAAGGAGCUCCUGAUUUUUCUUCAGAUGCUGCCUUCCACAACCGCAUGGAAACUGAUGCUGAGGAACAGGUGCAGUUCAUUCAAGCUCUCCAAGAACGCUACGAUUGGAAGGAUGAGGACUAUGAGGCUGAAUGGGAGGCCGCUAAGUCAAACCCGAAUGCUGUUUGGGCGAAUGACAGCUACAAUGAACCUGUGUGCUCGUUGUUGACCAUCACUGCUGCAAGUUCUUCCCGUGAACUUAGCCACAGCAAAAUCGUCGGCAAGAGCCGCAGUGUUGAAGAAGAAGAUUUGGCGGACGCUUUCAAUAGUGUGAAUCACUUCCAGCAGAUGCCAGCCUUGCCAGGGCUGAAUGCACCUCUUGCUAUUUGUGCCCCCAAAGGGAAAGCCAAAGCCAAACCCCGAGCCAAGAAGGGUAAGGGCAAGGGUAAAGGUCAGAUGGGGGAAGAGAAUGAACAUCCAGAGGAUGACGGCAAACGCAAGCGAGUUCGUGAUGAAGAGCUCUUCCAGCUUGAUUUGAAGCGUCAGCAAAUUUGUUUGCAACGCAGUACAGCAACUUGGUAG
Messenger RNA from Durusdinium trenchii, 1704 nucleotides. NCBI's taxonomy places the organism in Eukaryota, Dinophyceae, Suessiales, Symbiodiniaceae. The record is from the annotation of a GenBank genome assembly.